Messenger RNA from Bombina bombina (fire-bellied toad), 1900 nucleotides. RefSeq lists its product as uncharacterized. Gene Ontology annotation, molecular function: microtubule binding. Gene Ontology annotation, biological process: microtubule anchoring. Gene Ontology annotation, cellular component: cytoskeleton. The record is from RefSeq and is a predicted model, not a curated record. The coding region runs from base 286 to 1632 and encodes 448 amino acids. The transcript has 11 exons. NCBI's taxonomy places the organism in Eukaryota, Metazoa, Chordata, Amphibia, Anura, Bombinatoridae.
CGGUGAUGUGUAAGCGAAUCUGGUACACUAACCCUAGACCGGAACACUUCCUAUAUAGAAGCUGAAAUAGAUCAGCUUGCACUGCUUGACGGUAUAAAAUGGAUAAUGAGCAGUUGUUGUACAACACAGUUAGAGGUCCAGUCACACAAUAAGCUGGCAGAACAGGCUUUCAUAUGCUGAGCAGGUCAUUCACAGCCACUCCUUAUAGGGCACCAUGGUAACUCAACACAUCCUGCAAUCUGGGGAGAGAAGGAACAGCCUAAGCAGAGAGACUGAGCUCUGAGCAUGAGGUCUCCAACCGGAGAUGAGAGCCAUGACGCACAUCACCAGGACAGCAAGUCGCACAGACAGACAGGGAGUGACUGCUGCAUCUCCCACUAUAAAAAUACUUACACUACGCCUGCAGAUGUGCACCCUCGCAGCAGUAAGAGACCCCUCCGUACCCCACUGCCACCAAAAUUACCUCCAAUGAAUUUGGUGACAACACAAAGAACUGAAUUUAUUCCUCGCCUCCUGGAGUCCAGAACAAAACCAUUUAUACCUAAUGAGGAGUUUUAUCAAAGCCCUCAGGAGCCCCUUAUGGACCAAACCCUGUAUAGUCUCCAUUUUCCUCCCAAGGAUGCUGAGAGACUAGUGUCCACCCGUCCUCCCGAUACCCUGUGCCCCGCACCACCAUGCAACCCCCUCCUCAGCACAACAAAUAAAGCAGAUUAUAGAGUAUGGAGAGGAGAGCGCCAGGCACAGUAUGGAGAACUGCCAACUCAGAUAGCAUCAAUUUUGUUUCCUGGCGGUAAAUGUGAAAUGAAAACAACCACUCAGCAACAUUUUGUGGCGAAUAAAGUGAGGAGAGUGGAGCCAGCGAAAACUGCCCAGAGCAGCCUGGUGAUGGAAGGUGACCAUAGCAUGAUCACAACUCACCAAGCAGUGUUCCAGCCGCAUCCUCUGCAGAAGGUUUCAGGCACUAGGGAGCCAGUGCCAAGAAAAAUCCCCCCCAAACGUCCACAGAUGAAUGUCAUCAGUAAAUACAAAAGCGACUUCACUAUUCCUCUCCAGCCCCAAGAGAGAACUAGAGCCACCAUCCCCCCCACUGAUAAUCUAACAGUGAACCCCCAUUAUAGGAAUGACUUUCAGACAGUGCAGAGAGAGAAUUUCCCUGGCUGGGAUCCUCGGAUGUACCCACGGCCUGAGCUGACACAGUUAAAGGAAGAACUAACUUCAAUUGAGAGAGAGCGAGGGGGGAGAGUAGAUGGGAUUACAAUGACAAAGUUAUCCUUCAAGCCCCCAGCCUAUCUGCCACAAGAACCAGUACGACGUCCACAUUCUGUCCUACGGCAACUGAAUGCCAAGUUUGAUGCAACUACCCACAGCCAUGCUGUAUUUCAGGACUGGGGGGUUCAGCCAUUUCAGCGCCAUGGGGACGUCUGUGAAGGUCACUUUCUAAAACCCCUGGCGAAGUUGGAAAGUCAGACAACAUCUGGCUCUACAUUUGUGCCCAAAAUAGGGGAGAUGGUAAGGAGCUGCAAACCUGCUAAGGACAACCUUGAGCUGACAGGAGAGAGAUACUUCUCCACCUUGAACAGAGACACAUACAGGGCGCCUGUACAUCUGAGCCAGAAGCCAGAGAGAGCAUGAAAGUGAAAAAAGCGCUGCUUGGAUCUAUGUACACAGUGGUGUUGGUACUUCAUCACAUAUGUAUAUAGUUCAGCUGGACCACACAAGCAUUUGAAGAAAUUUGUAGCAGAACUAAACAAAGAUUUCUACUUGCAACAUAAAAAACAUUUAGAAUUUAAUACAAACAAAAAUAAAGUUUCAUAUAUUCCAAGAAAAACUCUGGUCCAUUCACAAUACAAAUACAGAACAACAGUUUGUGGAUUUAAAACUAAUAAAAUAUAGAAAAAUC